This is a messenger RNA of Drosophila elegans, 667 nucleotides long. RefSeq names its product venom dipeptidyl peptidase 4-like. The record is from RefSeq and is a predicted model, not a curated record. The transcript has 4 exons. Gene Ontology annotation, biological process: proteolysis. Bases 7 to 639 code for a protein of 210 amino acids. Gene Ontology annotation, molecular function: serine-type peptidase activity; dipeptidyl-peptidase activity. NCBI's taxonomy places the organism in Eukaryota, Metazoa, Arthropoda, Insecta, Diptera, Drosophilidae.
ACAUAUAUGUCAUCAAGAAACGAUGUUGUUUAUGUCCGUCUAGAUGUAAGAGGGUCCAAGGGACAAAGCAAAAAAACACUGUUCCAUCAUUUAGGAGGAGUUGAAGUGGUAGAUCAAAUAUCCGUUUUAAGGUAUUUGCUUGAUACUAUAGGAUUUUUAGAUGAAACUAGAGUAGGUAUGUGGGGUUGGGGCUAUGGGGGAUAUGUUACAUCGAUGGUUCUUGGUACACAACAGGACGUAUUUAAAUGUGGAAUUGCUAUAUCUCCCAUUGCUGAUUGGCUCUAUUAUAAUUCAGCCUUUACUGAACGUAUAUUGGGUCUUCCUAAUGAGAACUAUAGAGGAUAUGUUGAAGCAGAUGCUACUCAGCGAGCACGUCUAAUAAAAUCAAAUUCAUAUUUUUUAAUUCAUGGAUUAGCAGACACAACUGCCCCUUUCGUUCACGGAGUGCAAUUAGCUAAAUCAUUAACAAGCGCUAAUAUUCUUUUUCGAUAUCAGACUUAUGCAGAUGAAGGUCACGAAUUAAAUGGUGUACUUGAACAUGUAUACUCUUCUAUGGAGCAAUAUUUUGGAGACUGCUUAAGCCUGGAUCCAGAUGAUACAAAACCCGACCUAGUUCCAAGCAUGGUUCCAGCUGAAUAAACUAAAAUAUAAUAACAUUAACACUACC